CACGUAGUUGUGUUUUGUAUUUAAAAAAAUUUGUUGGUGCCGCAUCGUAUUUCGGAUUACUACCCCACGUUGUGUCAGUGCAGUGCCGAAAUAAGUGCAAUCAAGGAAUAUAACACCUCUAGUGAUUUAGUGUAUUUCGCUCUUUUUGGAUUAAUUUCAAAAAACUCUCUAACGGCUGAACACUGGCACUGGCACGACGUACACAAUGACAAGGUCGCCUAAACACAGUGUAUUAGGAGUUUUGGCAGCUCUUCUCGUGUUCGGGGAAAUCCAUUGCGAUGCCCCAUUAUCAGACUCGGCAUCCCUGCCGCUCGAACACAGGGCCGUCUAUGGACCUCCUCUGUCCGGCCCUGGAUACGUUCCUGCUGGGCUACUCCAAGGAGGAGGAGGCGGUGGAGGAGGGGGAGGCUCGUCAGAUGACCCUUGGCCCCUCGCCACCCCUGACAUGCCCCAAAUAAAACAUCUGCAAGUGCAGUGCGAAAAAACCCACAUGCGCGUCAAUAUCGAAUUCGAUCGACCGUUCUAUGGAAUGAUUUUCUCGAAAGGGUUCUACAGCGACUCCCACUGUGUUCAUUUGAAGCCCGGCACCGGGCAUCUGAGUGCAACAUUCGAAAUAUUCCUGAACAGCUGUGGUAUGUCCUCGUCGGCUAAUCACAAUGCUGCUAGCUACGGAGGACCGACCCCAAGCGGAAGCUACGUAGAGAACACAAUCAUCAUCCAGUACGAUCCAUAUGUGCAAGAGGUGUGGGAUCAAGCCAGGAAGCUGAGGUGCACCUGGUACGACUUCUACGAAAAGGCCGUCACUUUCAGGCCGUUCCAGGUCGACAUGUUACACGCCGUUACAGCCAAUUUUCUCGGAGACAACUUGCAAUGCUGGAUGCAGAUUCAAGUUGGCAAAGGACCUUGGGCUUCCGAAGUGUCUGGGAUUGUCAAGAUCGGACAAACCAUGACCAUGGUACUGGCAAUCAAGGAUGACGAGAAUAAGUUCGAUAUGUUGGUGAGGAAUUGUGUAGCUCACGACGGAAAAAGGGCGCCAAUCCAACUCGUGGAUCAAUAUGGAUGCGUGGUCAGACCGAAAAUUAUGAGCAAAUUCCAGAAGAUCAAGAAUUUCGGGCCUUCUGCUUCGGUAGUGUCGUUUGCCUAUUUCCAAGCAUUCAAAUUCCCCGAUUCAAUGAACGUCCACUUCCAGUGUGUCAUCCAGGUAUGCAGAUAUAAUUGCCCUGAACCCAAGUGUGGCGGUCACGGGCUAGGUUUGACUAGCGAGUACGGAGUUCCUGCCCUAGGAAACGCUCUAGGCAGUGGAGACUUCGGAGGCCAUGGAAAUCUGAAUGCAGAAUACGGACCACCACCUUCCAGCGAAUACGGCCAUCCUCCCGCAUUCCCAGAUCCCAGACAUCCUUCCGGACCCACUGGAGCUUACUCAGAACAGAACGCUGACGUAGUACCACCUCCACAAGCCCAGUCUUCCUCUUCCACCUCUAACCCACCUAGCGUUUCAUCGCCAGCUCCACAAGCUUCAGCACAAACUGGUAACGAUAUCCAUUUACCUCCUCCACCACCACCAGGACAUCACGGGAUCUAUAACACUGUUAAGAGGAAGAGUAGCAUCGCCGACGAGUUUGAAGGCAAUCUGGCUACCCUGGGAGGAAGACCCAGGUCGGUUGAGAAUCUCCCAGCAGAAUUGCAAGGUGUCAGAAGGAGGAGAAACACUGACGAGGUGUUGUCAGUAGUCGUAAGUCACGUGUACAAACGUGAAGCUCAAGAAAUGACUGAUGUGAAUACUAGUCGAACCAUUCAAGUGGUUGCUCCAGGAGAUGUUAACUUCGCAUUGAACUCGGCCCAAAGCAACGAGACAGUUGUUAUACAAUCAGCGUCCUCUCAAGAUCCCGAGACCAUCUGUAUGUCCGUUCCUAGCUUCGUAGCAGGGCUGGUAAUGCUGCUUCUAGUUUUGAUCGUGGCCAGUUUGGUAGCAGCUUUCUUGUUCGUGAGAGUGCGUGCUAUAGACAGAAAAGGAAUCUCUCAGUCUUUCGUCAGUGCUCGAGGAUACGAUAACGCCGAAUUCGUCAAAGUGGCAAAUUGACAGUGGAAACUAUAUACUCUUGGUAGGUGCAUUCCAAAGGUUCCAAAGAUGUUCAGGUUUAGCGAGUGAUUGAAACGCGAGUGAUCUAUCGUAGUCGCCACGCGACGUUUUCUUCUUUGUGUCCUACCAUUUCCCUUGAUCCAGUCCUAGUCCUCUGUAGAACUCGCUUUCGUAUUUGCCAAUGCCCAAUCCAUUCAAUAUUCUGAUAGUUGCGAAGCUGGUUAUUGUCGUCUAACUUAAGAUUUUGAUAUCGUCACGCUCAUGUUCAUGAAGAUUUCCACCUAUAGGGAUGGAUCAAGACAAGAAUUCUUGAAUUUUCAGUUCAAGUUAAAUACUAUUAUAGAAUAAUGAGGAACUAUCAGAAUAUGAUUUCGAAUUCGGUUUCGAACCGGAUUGGCAUUGGCAGAUGUGCCACAGCUCUCUUCACAGCGCCAUCUCAUUAUUUAACUAUUAACUCAUCAUCUCAUUGUCGAUCAUUCGUGCCAGCAAAGGCACCAUUCCUGCCGUUGCUGGCAUGACCUAACGUUAUUUAUAAGUAAGUUAUUUUUUAUUAUUUAGUUAUUCAUUUUUAUGUACUCGAGAGUAUGAUUGUUGUGAAAAAAUAUCGAACCGAGUGAGUCAGUUUGAUCUGAUACGGAGUAAAUUCAUCCACUUCGCUCCAGAAUUUCAAGUUUCGGGAACAUCUCCUACGAAUCCUAGUCUCAUAGUUAGGGUGUAAUUCACAUGUGUAAAUAAAGGUAUUGAAAUACUCAGAUCACGAAAAUGAAGGAUGAAUGAAUGGUAGGAGUAACUACUCCGACGAACAUGUAUAUCUCUUGAAAUAUUAUAUUUAUGUCCUUCAGAUCUCUUGUUACAUCUGUUUUCUUACUUCACAGUAUUAGGUCUUAUUUAUUUAUUUGUACUAUACAUUGGAGGAUUUCUAAUAACAUUUUCAGUGGAUUAUUUAUGAAUCUUAAAUUCACAAUCUGGAAGAUUA
Molecule: messenger RNA, 3056 nt
Organism: Phaedon cochleariae (mustard beetle)
Lineage: Eukaryota; Metazoa; Arthropoda; Insecta; Coleoptera; Chrysomelidae
Source: the annotation of a GenBank genome assembly